AUGGAGGAGGUUGAACAAGCUGAGCACAUACUUGGUGGUAUUUGGCGCUAUGUGUGCACAAAUUUAUCUAUCCAUCAAAGCGACACUUCAGCCCAACAGAGCUUGACAUUCUCAAACGGGGAGGAGCAAGCGCUUGGAGCAAAAAUGAGCGAGGCUAUAAAUGCGUAUCGACGCGCACUCACGAAUGCUCAUGAUUGGAUUGGAGAUAUGCAGGACAGUAAAGAGGCACAGCUGGUAGCACAAGAGCUCGAGAAGCACAAUGCGCAAAUACAUAGUCACAUGACCAACUGCAGGAAGGUUCUUGUAGCCUAUCUUCAGCGUGCGCAAAAUCAAGCGCCUUGA
This is a messenger RNA of Plasmopara halstedii, 342 nucleotides long. RefSeq lists its product as uncharacterized. The transcript has a single exon. The coding region runs from base 1 to 342 and encodes 113 amino acids. The record is from RefSeq and is a predicted model, not a curated record. Lineage: Eukaryota; Oomycota; Peronosporomycetes; Peronosporales; Peronosporaceae.